Molecule: messenger RNA, 1347 nt
Organism: Durusdinium trenchii
Lineage: Eukaryota; Dinophyceae; Suessiales; Symbiodiniaceae
Source: the annotation of a GenBank genome assembly
AUGGACCUGGAUUUCGCACGGAGGCUCCACGCAAAGGAAGUGUGCCAGGAGGUGGAGGCGAUGGACCAAGUGGUAGACAUGAAGCCCUUCAUUCGCUUGGUGCAUCGGUCAUGGGCGGACACGAUUUGGGAGAUCUUUGAUGAUCCCAGGCUAGCCUUCCCGGUCCAGCUGGACUGCGUGGUGCGUCUCAAACCUGUUGAAGUGGUCGUCUCGUUGGUGGUCACUACCCUGCAGAUCAGUGAGCUCCCUGUGUUGGACAGCGUUUACAAUCAAAUCGCUGAAAUUUUCUUUGACACUCUCUUCUUCCUGGAGAACUGGGGCGACAUGCUUUCGGCCCUUGGCCUGCCAGUCUUGGCCUCCAUCGGAUUUGCGCAGCAUCUGCCAGACUCGUAUGUCGAGAGGAGCAUCCACAAGUUCUUGUUGCUGUUCCUCCCUUUGUGUCGCUUUCUGAAGCUGCUGCGAUACUUCGAGUCUUUCAGGCUCUUGGUGGAUGCCUUUGCCAAGUCAGCAGAAGCUUUGCCAGUUCUGACUUAUCUCAUGACCUUCAUCGUGCUGUUCUUUGCAACUGGUAUCUACUUGGUGGAAGAGAGAGACACCAUUCCCAGCAUGCCCCACUCCUUGUGGCUGGCCCUGGUCACCAUGACCACCGUCGGCUAUGGGGACUAUUAUCCAAAGUCCCUCUCAGGCUAUUUGGUUUGUUCGUGCUUGACCUUUGUGAGCGUCUUGUUCUUAGCCUUGCCGGUGGGUAUCAUCGGUCACGAGUUCAACAAGAGCUGGCAGAAACGGACUGAGAUGCUGCUCAAGACACGUAUGCGAAACUGCUUGGCCAAGUGGGGCUACGGCGCUUCGGAUGUGGAAAUCCUCAUCGAAUAUGCGGAUGCGGACGGUGAUGGCCAUCUGGUUCUGGGAGAGUUCAUUGAGUUGGUUCGCCAGAUGCGGAUCGGCGUGAACAUCGAGACUGCGGCCAAGCUCUUUCACAUGUUGGACAGCAAUCGCAAUGGAUUUCUGGAGCGAAGUGAGCUCCUUCGAAACAUUUUCCCGGAUGAGUACGUGAAGCACACGCAGCAGAUCUCUGAUGAGACGCUGGGCAGAUCGAGGCGGCGCAUCGGCAUGGCGCUGGAACGACUGGAUUCGUUGCGCUCGAGUGGAAGCUCAAAGGUUGGCCUCGAGUGCUUCGAUGCCGACCGCAUGGACCGCCUGGGACUGGAGAACGACUUGCAUGGCGCGGUGGUGGAGAGCUCGGAGACUUCCUCACCGACGGAGGUGGUGUUGCAGUCAUCGACGGAGGUGGUGUUGCAGCUCCCGCUGGAGAAGCGUGAGAUGAGGGAAGUGAAAGCGACCCUGUGA